GGGCGUCUGACAGCAAGACACACAGUGGUUCACAUUUGACUGGCAGACACCUGUUGACCAGUUUGGCAAACUAUGAUGCGUGCUGCACCCCUCCUCCUGCUGGGUAUGGCCAUGCUGGCCCAGGGGAACCCAAUCACCCAGUACAUUGACUGCAAGGACUACUAUGCAGAUGGCCACAAGACCAGUGGGGUCUAUGCCAUUCAUCCAGAUGGCACCAAUGCCACGGUGGAAGCCUACUGUGAGAUGGAGGGCUGCGAGAAUAGAGAGGAAGGUGGCGGAUGGACUGUGUUUCAGAAGCGAAUCGAUGGUACAGUGAACUUCUACAGGCCCUGGGAGCAGUACAAGGAAGGCUUCGGGAAUCCGUCUGGGGAGUACUGGCUGGGACUAGAGAAUCUGUACCAGCUGACCAGCCGGAAGAGGUAUCAGCUGAGAGUGGACAUCCAGGACUUUGAUGGCAGCACUGUGUACGCGCUCUACUCCACCUUCACUGUGGGUGGAGAGGACGAGGGGUACAAGCUGUCCGUCACUGGAUUCAAAAACCGAGGCGCUGGCGACUCCAUGAGUCAAUCUAAUGGCAUGAAGUUCAGCACCUUUGACAAGGAUCAGGAUGUGUGGGUUGAUAGGUACGGUUAUAAUAAGAAUUGCGCGGCUAGUUUCAUCGGGGCAUUCUGGUAUCGUAACUGUGGGAAUGCCAAUCCCAAUGGCGUGUAUCUGUGGGGAGCCAAUUCACACUCAUUUGUCGGGGUCGUCUGGGGCACCUUUAGAGGUAACGGAUACUCGCAGAAGACAAUGACCAUGCUGAUCAGGCCGGUGGUUUAGGCAACUGGUGUCAUGGUGAGAUGAGCACGUUGCCCGCCAA
Messenger RNA from Engraulis encrasicolus (European anchovy), 859 nucleotides. Its product is annotated as microfibril-associated glycoprotein 4-like. The transcript has 7 exons. NCBI's taxonomy places the organism in Eukaryota, Metazoa, Chordata, Actinopteri, Clupeiformes, Engraulidae. The coding region runs from base 73 to 819 and encodes 248 amino acids. Gene Ontology annotation, biological process: elastic fiber assembly. The record is from RefSeq and is a predicted model, not a curated record.